AUGGCUAACGAUCUUGUUCAAGCCCGUGAUGCAUCCCAAGUUUUUGGUGUUGCUAGGAUUUUCGCCUCAUUUAACGAUACUUUUGUUCAUGUUACCGAUUUAUCUGGUAAGGAAACAAUUGCUAGAGUUACUGGUGGUAUGAAAGUGAAAGCUGAUAGAGAUGAAUCAUCUCCAUACGCUGCUAUGUUGGCUGCUCAAGAUGUUGCUGCAAAAUGUAAAGAAGUCGGUAUCACCGCUGUACACGUUAAGAUUAGAGCCACUGGUGGUACUAGAACCAAGACUCCAGGUCCAGGUGGGCAAGCUGCUUUGAGAGCUUUAGCCAGAUCUGGUCUAAGAAUUGGUAGAAUUGAAGAUGUUACACCUGUUCCAUCUGAUUCCACCAGAAAGAAGGGUGGUAGAAGAGGUAGAAGAUUAUAA
Molecule: messenger RNA, 417 nt
Organism: Naumovozyma dairenensis CBS 421
Lineage: Eukaryota; Fungi; Ascomycota; Saccharomycetes; Saccharomycetales; Saccharomycetaceae
Gene: RPS14B
Product: 40S ribosomal protein uS11
Exons: 2
Coding region: 1-417 (138 amino acids)
Biological process (GO): translation; maturation of SSU-rRNA from tricistronic rRNA transcript (SSU-rRNA, 5.8S rRNA, LSU-rRNA); ribosomal small subunit assembly
Cellular component (GO): ribosome; cytosolic small ribosomal subunit
Molecular function (GO): mRNA 5'-UTR binding; small ribosomal subunit rRNA binding; structural constituent of ribosome
Source: RefSeq, a predicted model, not a curated record